Molecule: messenger RNA, 1732 nt
Organism: Ciona intestinalis (vase tunicate)
Lineage: Eukaryota; Metazoa; Chordata; Ascidiacea; Phlebobranchia; Cionidae
Source: RefSeq, a predicted model, not a curated record
CGGUGCCUUCCACCCACUCUGCCACACAACUCCUUUCUUAUCGGGGAUGAUUUCAACUUUGGGUCAAAGGUCAUCGUGUCAUGUGACCCAGGGUUCAGGGUCGGAGGUCAUGACCCUGCGUUGACCAAUCAGACGACAAUAACCUGCAAUAAAAAGAGGGUGUGGCAACCACAACCUAAUCUGAUUGGUUGUUUUCGUGUAGGGUGUGGUACCCCACCUAGUGUUGAGCAUGCACACCGCGUUGAAUCAUAUGAUUUCUAUGGAUCGUACGCACAGUAUAUAUGUGGGGUCGGAUAUUGGGUUCAACCAGGGGCUCAUAUGGGUUAUAUCCAGUGUAUGGAGGAUGGGGGGUGGGGUAAUGUCAACUUUACUUGCAAAGCGUUAACAUGCGGACAUCCGGGUUACUUCCAUCACGCACGAGCGAUUUACGCGACGGGUCACGGUUAUGGUUCAAUCGCCACGCUUCGUUGCAACGAAGGUUACCACGUCAACGGGUUGCCAUCGGUAACCAUAAGAUGUUCUCGACGGGGACUGUGGGAACCACCACCGGAGGAGCUACAGUGCAUUAUUACAACGUGUGAGGACCCAGGAUGGGUUGAAAACACGAAACGAACGAUAAUUCACCCCAACACAACCACACCAACCACAUCACCUCCAAUAAUAAUGAAUACAACUUAUAAUUAUUCCAAUGCAACAAAUGGAACUUCUAUCAACGGGACAAGGUCAAACAGGACGGAACUUGGAACCCAUGAAGUUGAGACCCAUAUAUUUGGGACCCGUGUUUUAUACGAGUGCGAUCAUGCGUUACAAUUUGCUCCGAAACAAUCCUCCAUCAUGACAUCAUGUAUUAACGGAAGAUGGAAUAUUGACGUUAACAAAGCUCGUUGUCACGACGUAACAUGCGACCCCCCACCCCCCGUCGAGCACGGGCGCAUCACGACCACCGGGGGGUUCGGUGUCAACUCAACCGUAACGUACAACUGCGACGAGGGGUAUUGGUUUCGUCGGGAUCAUUGGAGCAUGACACUUACGUGCCUCGCUAGUGGGGACUGGGACAUAGAGAUCAAAUAUAUUGCUUGUAUAAGGAUAACUUGCCAUGAAGCUUACCCGACACACUUUGGAUAUUUCGUGAAUCGUGGCGCCAUGUACACUGAUACCACUAGAUAUUAUUGCAAUCGUGGUUUUCGUGUCAAUGGGGAAUCCCUCGCCAUUUGCAACCACCGGGGGCAGUGGGAGCCGCACAAUAUAACUUGUGAACGCAUUUACUGCAACACACCGCCAACUUUGGUAAACGCUUACCAGAAUUCAAAAACCCGACGUGAAUACAAUACUGACAUCUUGUUCUUCUGUAAUCCUGAUCAUUUCUUUGACUUCAGUUUGCCUUACAUGGUUACCAAGUGUUUGGAUGAGGGAUGGAGUAAUACUGAUCGAGAGUGCAUACGUGAGUUAAUACCGAUCGACAGUGCAUACGUGAGUUAAUACUGAUCGACAGUGCAUACGUGAGUUAACACUGAUCGAGAGUGCAUACGUGAGUUAAUACUGAUCGACAGUGCAUACGUGAGUUAAUACUGAUCAAGAGUGCAUACGUGAGUUAAUACUGAUCGAGAGUGCAUACGUGAGUUAACACUGAUCGACAGUGCAAACGUGAGUUAAGACUGAUCGAGAGUGCAUACGUGAGUUAAUACCGAUCGACAGUGCCUACGUGAGUUAAUACUGAUCGACAGUGCAUACG